AUGACCUGGUGUAACGCUGAUGAUAUCUGCCGAAGGUCAGGCGGCCAUCUUGUGUCCAUCAACGACGCCACUGAGCAACAAUACAUUCAGAACUUCACGAUACGACAUGCCCCACGAGCCAAGGUGUGGAUCGGAUUGUUUGACAAAGGAUCGGAAGGCGUCUACCACUGGCUCUCGGGUGAAAAGGUGGCCUAUACCAACUGGGUAAGUGGCCAUGUUGACCAUGCCUCUAAAGACUGUGUGAUCUUGGACCCGGCGAGAGGGGGUGUCUGGGACGACGGUGAUUGUACUCCCGGAUUGUUCAUAUUUGGUGAAGGAGAAGACCAUUACUUCGGGCUCUGUAAAUUUAGUAAGUAA
Molecule: messenger RNA, 357 nt
Organism: Mya arenaria
Lineage: Eukaryota; Metazoa; Mollusca; Bivalvia; Myida; Myidae
Product: C-type lectin lectoxin-Lio2-like
Exons: 2
Coding region: 1-357 (118 amino acids)
Molecular function (GO): signaling receptor activity
Source: RefSeq, a predicted model, not a curated record